GAAGUCCCGCCCUGUCUGGCGGCGCCGGAAGUGACGCAGUCCCUUAGCGGAGCCGGGAGUGUGUGGCUGCUGGAGAAGCUGGAGACCUGCGCGAGCCCAGUGUCCGGCCGGCAGGGGCCUUCGGCUUCCCCGACACCGGAGGACAUUGGCGGCAGCCCCCGGCCUAGCUCCCGAGCACAGCCAUGUCUGGUAAUGGCAACGCGGCCGCAACGGCGGAAGAAGACACCCCAAAGAUGAGAGUGAUUCGAGUGGGUACCCGCAAGAGCCAGCUGGCUCGCAUACAGACGGACAGUGUGGUGGCAACGCUGAAAGCUUUAUACCCAGGCCUGCAGUUUGAAAUAAUUGGUAUGUCCACCACGGGGGACAAGAUUCUUGAUACCGCGCUCUCUAAGAUUGGAGAGAAGAGCCUGUUUACCAAGGAGCUGGAGCAUGCCUUGGAGAGGAAUGAAGUGGACCUGGUUGUUCACUCGCUGAAGGACCUGCCCACGGUGCUUCCUCCUGGCUUCACCAUUGGAGCUGUCUGCAAGCGGGAGAGCCCCUAUGAUGCUGUUGUCUUUCACCCAAAAUUUGUUGGGAAGACUCUAGAAACCUUGCCAGAGAAGAGUGUGGUAGGAACUAGCUCCCUGCGGAGAGCAGCCCAGCUGCAGAGAAAGUUCCCACAUCUGGAGUUCAAGAGUAUUAGGGGAAACCUCAACACACGGCUGCGGAAGCUGGAUGAGCUGCAGGAGUUCAGUGCCAUCAUCCUGGCCGCAGCUGGCCUACAGCGCAUGGGCUGGCAGAACCGGGUGGGGCAGAUCCUGCACCCUGAGGAGUGCAUGUAUGCUGUGGGUCAGGGGGCUCUGGGUGUGGAAGUUCGAGCCAAAGACCAGGACAUCUUGGAUUUGGUGGGUGUGUUGCACGAUCCUGAGACUCUACUUCGCUGCAUUGCUGAACGAUCCUUCCUGAGGCACCUGGAAGGAGGUUGCAGUGUGCCAGUGGCAGUGCAUACAGCUAUUAAGGAUGGGCAACUGUACCUGACUGGAGGAGUCUGGAGUCUGAAUGGCGCAGAGACCAUGCAAGACACCAUGCAAACCACCAUCCAUGUCCCUGUCCAGCAUGAAGAUGGCCCUGAAGAUGAUCCACAGCUGGUGGGCAUCACUGCCCGGAACAUUCCACGACAACCCCAGCUGGCUGCUGAGAACCUGGGCAUCAGCCUGGCCACCUUGUUGCUGAACAAAGGAGCCAAAAACAUCUUGGAUGUUGCACGGCAGCUCAAUGAAGCCCACUAAUUGGUCUGUGGAGCACAGGUGCCUGCCUUGCUGGUGCCCAGUAGUGCCUACAUCCCAGCCCUCUGCUACCUGAGGAGUGACUACCCCCACAGGAUUGAACUGCAGGGGCAGAGUCUUCCAGAGACUUGUCUCACCGAGGGGCCUUGCCUCCCCAGUAGGUGGGGGCUUCCUCUCUAGAGAAAAAAAAAAUCUUAGUAAUAAGCCACAGCCUUUGAAUGUAACCAGUUCUACUAAUAAACCAAAUUUAAAGGUG
Molecule: messenger RNA, 1521 nt
Organism: Bubalus bubalis (water buffalo)
Lineage: Eukaryota; Metazoa; Chordata; Mammalia; Artiodactyla; Bovidae
Gene: HMBS
Product: hydroxymethylbilane synthase
Exons: 14
Coding region: 183-1268 (361 amino acids)
Biological process (GO): heme biosynthetic process
Cellular component (GO): cytoplasm
Molecular function (GO): hydroxymethylbilane synthase activity
Source: RefSeq, a predicted model, not a curated record